Messenger RNA from Phytophthora nicotianae INRA-310, 474 nucleotides. RefSeq lists its product as hypothetical. Lineage: Eukaryota; Oomycota; Peronosporomycetes; Peronosporales; Peronosporaceae. Bases 1 to 474 code for a protein of 157 amino acids. The transcript has a single exon. The record is from RefSeq and is a predicted model, not a curated record.
AUGGCGGACUGUGAUUGGGGUAAACUGAAAGAGAAAAUCCGUGGCAUUCGCGAGAAUACGCGCUCUCGCACCACCUACCAGAAAUCGUACUGCCGCUUCCUUGCCUGGGUGGUCCAGAAUAAGUCAGAACUCGUGUCGGCACCGUUUGCUGAGAGGCUUGGCGAUACGUCCGACUGCUCCCUCCACCAACUGCGAUCUCGCGUAAAAGAGAAGUUGUGUCCCCAAAGUAGCAUCAUUCCUCUCGAAUUUGAGGCUCUUACUGCUGAAGACUGUGUUACCUGGCUCGUGACACUGACACGGAAGGACGGAUCGGGGCUGAGCUAUUCUGCUCUGAACACACAUAGAGCAAGUUUGUUCAAUUUGUAUCGUGACUACGGCUGCACGAUGUCCAAGGCAUUAGAAUCGGAGCUGACUACGUAUUUCAAGGGUCUGAAGCACACACUAGCCAAGGAAGCAUCAAAUGGAACGGGCUGA